AACGGAGCUCUCUGUAGACCGUCAAAGUAAGCUGAUCCAUCGAGCUGCGCGACGAUGGCACUGCAGCGUGCUGCCUCCGUGCUCGCCGCCGCACUGGCGUUUGCAUCCAUACUUAUUACUGGCCCGGUGCAGUCCGUGGGCGUGUGCUACGGGAUGAACGGCGACCACCUCCCGUCGCCGGCCGAGGUCGUGCAGCUCUACAAAUCCAACGGCAUCACCGCCAUCCGCCUCUACAAGCCGGACGUCCAGACGCUCCGGGCCCUCAAUGGGAGCAACAUCGCCGUCCUCAUCGACGUGGCCGACGAGACCGUGACCCGCCUCGCUUCCAGCGUCCCCGGCGCACAGCUCUGGGUGCGGUUCUACAUCCAGCACUACCCGGGGAUCUCCUUCCGGUACAUCUCCGUCGGCAACGAGCUCACCGGCGCCGCCACGCAGAACAUCGUCCCGGCCAUCAAGAACCUCAACGCCGCGCUCGAUGCCGCUGGCAUCAAGGGCAUCAAGGUGUCGACGGCGGUCAGGCUGGACGUGCUCGCCUCCUCCUCGCCGCCCUCCUCCGGCGUCUUCAAGGACGGCUACAUGAACCAGGUCGUGGCGCUCCUCGGCACCACGGGCGCGCCGCUGCUGGUCAACGUGUACCCCUACUUCGCCUACAUCGGCGACCAGAAGGACAUCGACCUCAACUUCGCACUCUUCCAGCCGAGCUCCACGGUCGUCAGGGACGGCGGGCUCAGCUACACCAACAUCUUCGACGCCAUGGUCGACGCCGUGCACGCGGCGCUGAGGAAGGCCAACGUGCAGGUGCCCGUCGUGGUUUCCGAGAGCGGCUGGCCGUCCGCUGGAGGCGUCGGCGCCAGCGUGGCCAACGCGCAGACGUACAACCAGAAUCUCAUCAAUCACGUCGGCAAGGGCACGCCCUAUAGGCCCCAGCCGCUGGAGGCCUAUGUGUUCGCCAUGUUCAACGAGAAUCUCAAGCCGGGGGCUGAGACGGAGAAGCACUUUGGGCUGUUCAAUCCGGACAAGUCGCCGGUGUACCCUAUUAGAUUCUGAAUGUUUCGUGUCUGAAAUUAGUGACGAUUUCAAUAAAUUAAACUGCAAAAUUCAU
This is a messenger RNA of Triticum aestivum (bread wheat), 1102 nucleotides long. Its product is annotated as glucan endo-1,3-beta-glucosidase GII. Gene Ontology annotation, biological process: carbohydrate metabolic process. NCBI's taxonomy places the organism in Eukaryota, Viridiplantae, Streptophyta, Magnoliopsida, Poales, Poaceae. The transcript has 2 exons. Bases 55 to 1047 code for a protein of 330 amino acids. Gene Ontology annotation, molecular function: hydrolase activity, hydrolyzing O-glycosyl compounds. The record is from RefSeq and is a predicted model, not a curated record.